AAUUAAGUCAAAUUAAAUAAUAAUUAUUUAUUUGAUAUAAUUUUAAUUUGAAGGGUAGAUAUAACUUCAUCAAAGCGAUAUACAGUCUUACUCAUCGCAAUGUGGACCCAAAAAUCCUUAUCAAUAUUUGAUUGCUUUAAACACGUUCGGUUUAUCCGAACUUGCUCUCCGUUGAAAGGAGCAAGGUGGAGUCCAGAUCCUCGUUUUAUUGAGCAAUUCAGUGGAGUAGCAGUCUAUACCAACGAAGCCAUAGAUAAGUAUUACAAAGUGAUAUGGGAUUCGCGGGUAAGGCCUAUUGAAAGAAAAUUAAAAAACAUGUGGCUAAACUUUGGACCGCAGCAUCCAGCUGCUCACGGCGUCCUUAGAUUAAUUCUAGAGUUAGAUGGAGAAACAGUUGUAAGAGCUGAUCCUCAUAUAGGAUUUUUACAUAGAGCGACAGAAAAACUAAUGGAACACAAACAUUAUACCCAAAGUCUACCAUAUGUUGAUCGAUUUGACUAUGUAUCGACACUAGCCAAUGAACAAGCAUUCGCAAUGGCUGUUGAAAAUCUUCUUAACAUUGAAGUGCCUCCGAGAGCCAAGGCUAUUAGAGUCCUUUGUAGUGAACUAGUGCGUAUCGGCAACCAUCUUUUAAAUGUUUCGGGCACCAUUCUUGACGCAGGCGGGAUAACUCCCUUCUUUUGGAUGUGUGAAGAACGUGAAAAAAUUUAUGAAUUAUCCGAAAGACUCUGUGGAGCUCGUAUACACUGCGCGUACGUCAGACCCGGAGGAGUAUCUCAAGAUAUUCCUAUAGGGUAUCUCGAUGAUGUUCACGAGUUUUGCGCAAAGCUGGGUGAACGCUUUGAUGAAACUGAAGAUAUUACUACCGGAGGGAGAAUGUACUACGCCCGCACUGCAGGUAUAGGAGUUGUAGAAGCACACAAGGCUCUCUAUCACGGCUUUAGCGGACCGAUGCUUAGAUGUUCAGGAGUAAAAUGGGAUUUAAGAAUUGCUUUUCCGUACGACAAUUACGACACGUACGACUUCGAUGUGCCAGUUGGUUCCUUUGGCGACUCUUAUGACCGUCAUUUACUUCGCUUAGCAGAAAUGCGCCAAUCUAUAAGAAUUAUAAAUCAAGUCAUCGAUACAAUGCCAGAAGGCGCAAUCAGGACCGAUGACUCUAAGGUUGCGUUUCCUUUAAGGGCAGAAAUGAAAAUGUCUAUGGAAGCUUUAAUACAUCAUUUCAAGUUAUGUACCGAGGGAUACGUAGUUCCCCCAGGCAUAACGUACACUGCUGCCGAGUGUCCUAAGGGCGAAUUAGGCUUUUAUAUGGUAGCUGAUGGCACUUCGAAGCCUUACCGCGUUGGUGUAAGAUCAUGCUCAUACAACCACUUGGCAGGUCUGAGCUUCUUGGCAAGAAAAUGUAUGUUAGCCGAUAUAGCUAUACUGAUUGCUACAAUAGACAUUGUAUUUGGUGAUGUAGAUCGUUAAACAUGAAAUGGUUUUUCUAUAAUGUAAACGAUCAUGUACCUACCUAUCUUUUACGUUUUAAUAAAAAUAAAACAAUGA
This is a messenger RNA of Maniola jurtina (meadow brown), 1548 nucleotides long. Its product is annotated as NADH-ubiquinone oxidoreductase 49 kDa subunit-like. Gene Ontology annotation, biological process: mitochondrial electron transport, NADH to ubiquinone. Gene Ontology annotation, molecular function: NAD binding; NADH dehydrogenase (ubiquinone) activity; quinone binding. Bases 100 to 1470 code for a protein of 456 amino acids. The transcript has a single exon. The record is from RefSeq and is a predicted model, not a curated record. Lineage: Eukaryota; Metazoa; Arthropoda; Insecta; Lepidoptera; Nymphalidae.